AUGUUUGACUUGGAACAAAGAAGGGGCCAGGAGAGUGGUGGAAUAGUGACAAGUGAUGGAGACUCAGCCCAAACAUUCAAAGUGCACAAGGGUAUGGGUCUUAUUAAUCAUGUAUUCAGUGAAGACAAUCUGAAGAAGCUGUAUGUUUCAAACCUCGGAAUUGGUCACACCAGGUACUCCACUUCAGGAAUCUCUGAAUUAGAGAACUGCCAACCUUUUGUUGUAGAAACUCUUCAUGGAAAGAUUGCUGUGGCACACAAUGGUGAAUUAAUAAAUGCCAAACAACUCAGAAGAAAGCUGAUGAGACAUGGUGUGGGACUGUCUACCAGUUCUGACAGCGAAUUGAUCACCCAGCUGCUGGCAUUCACACCUCCACUAGAGAAUGAUGAUACCCCAGACUGGGUGGCAAGAAUAAAAAAUUUAAUGAAUGAAACUCCUACAUCAUAUUCACUACUAAUGAUGCAUAAAGACAUAAUCUAUGCCGUACGUGAUCCCUAUGGGAAUCGUCCACUCUGCAUUGGUCGUCUCGUUUCAGUAGGCAAUAUGACUGGAAAAGGGAAGAAAAACAGUGAAACAGAAGGAUGGGUGGUCUCCUCUGAAUCCUGUAGCUUUUUAUCUAUUGGUGCACAGUAUUAUCGCGAAGUCCUCCCUGGAGAGAUUGUGAAGAUAUCCAGAUAUGAUGUCCAAACACUGGAAAUCGUACCAAGACCUGAAGGAGAUCCACCUGCCUUCUGUAUCUUUGAAUAUGUCUACUUUGCAAGGCCCGACAGUAUUUUUGAAGGUCAAAUGGUAUAUUCAGUCAGGAGAAGAUGCGGCCAGCAGCUUGCUAUUGAAGCACCAGUGGAAGCAGACUUGGUUAGCACAGUACCAGAAUCUGCAACACCAGCAGCACUAGGUUAUGCACAAAAGUGUGGGCUGCCAUACGUUGAAGUACUCUGUAAAAAUCGAUAUGUCGGAAGAACUUUUAUUCAACCAAAUAUGCGGUUAAGACAGCUUGGAGUGGCAAAAAAAUUUGGAGUCCUAUCUGACAACUUUAAAGGCAAAAGAGUUGUGCUAAUUGAUGACUCUAUUGUGCGAGGCAAUACAAUAUCUCCCAUAAUAAAGUUGCUCAGGGAAUCUGGUGCUAAGGAGGUGCACAUCCGUGUGGCUUCACCUCCCAUAAGAUUUCCUUGUUACAUGGGAAUAAAUAUUCCAACAAAAGAAGAACUCAUUGCCAACAGACCUGAAUUUCAUGACCUUGCAAAAUACAUAGGUAAAUGCUACAAUUAUAUUCCUUUUUUAAAAAAGUUUUCUGUUAUGAGGAAUAGUCACGAUCAAAAAUUUUCAGUGGGAAAAACUGACUUUAAAAAAAAAAAAAAAAAAAUUCUAAUGAAUUUUUCAUUAGAUCACCUACACCAGAUCACAUUAAUACUAGCUCUGUUUUGUGUGACGCAGUUGAUAGUUCUUCCUCCUUUAAAUGUAUAG
Pelodiscus sinensis (Chinese soft-shelled turtle) is the source of this 1464-nucleotide messenger RNA. The record is from RefSeq and is a predicted model, not a curated record. Lineage: Eukaryota; Metazoa; Chordata; Testudines; Trionychidae.